CAACGCCUUAAUAUAAGGCUCACAAUUCGUUAAUUGAGUAACAAAAAUCAGAAAUUUACAUCAUUAAAUCUGUGUCAAAAUGGCAGAAAGUAAAUGGGACGAUAUUUCACCAGUUGUUAUUGAAAAUUUGAUAGACACUAUAAACAAUAAAGUGACGAAGAUGACAAUGGAAGCGCAACAAGAAAAUUCUCUUCGAAUGAACCAUUUCUCGACACAUUUGAAACAAAUGCUCAUAUUAAUCCGUAUUAAAUACAACAAGUAUUACGAAAAGUUAGAAGAAUUACAUAUUAAAAAAAUUUCUCCCUCGACUAGUCAAUCUCCAGAAAGUUGGUCAGAUUUGUUUCCUAUCGAUGUACGUUUGGGAGUUGUAGAAGAUUAUCUUCGUUUUAAGAAACAAUUACUAGAAAGUAUGUUAAGGCUAAUUGUAAGCUUUGAUGACGAAGUUAGAAUGACUUUUAUUUCUCCUUUAUUAAGGAUGGCUUUAAUUGAUUUAGAUCUUGUAUAAAUCUGAAUCUUCGAACGUCAAACCAUCGAUUUUACAAAUGGAUAAAGAAAAUAUAAAAACGUUUUUACAUUUAAAAUAAAUUUUUUAUGAGAAAACGUUCAUUGUCUGUAAAUUACUUAAACACUGACGU
Messenger RNA from Centruroides sculpturatus (bark scorpion), 635 nucleotides. RefSeq lists its product as uncharacterized. The record is from RefSeq and is a predicted model, not a curated record. NCBI's taxonomy places the organism in Eukaryota, Metazoa, Arthropoda, Arachnida, Scorpiones, Buthidae. Bases 80 to 505 code for a protein of 141 amino acids. The transcript has 6 exons.